CAGAAAGAACGGGGGAUAAGCGACCCCCAAGCCGACCAACUUCAUGAAGAAUUUGUCGCUGGUAUAAUACCAAAAGCUGGGAUCUAUUUAAGUUACCUAUAUUGUAGGCACAAAAGCAGUCUGUGUAGUUUUUUCCGCCGUUUAUCAUGCAACGUAAGAGGGGCAUGACAAACGUCAUAUUUCUUAACUCCGGUGCGGUACUUCUAGAGCAGCUGAGCUUUCUCCAUUGACAUCUCUCCAACACCUUUCACCAAUACCUCACAACCAUCACAAUGCCUGCCGUCGAAUCGAAGUUUGAUCCCAAGGAUAUGGAGUUCCGACGCCUGGGACCUGCCGGUCUCAAGGUGUCUGUAUUUUCAUUAGGGGGGUGGUUAACGUACGGAGGAACACAAAAGGGAAACAUCGUGAAGGAGAUCAUGGAGGCUGCUUGGAACAAUGGCAUCAACUUCUUCGAUACCGCUGAAGUCUACUCGGCCGGACAAUGCGAGAUCGAAAUGGGAAAUGCUUUUGCUGAACUCGCGUGGCCGCGCGACGAGUACGUUUUGUCUACCAAGGUUUUCUUUGGAACAUCGAGGAAAGAGCCCAACACCCGCGGCUUGAGCAAGAAGCACAUCAUCGAGGGCCUGAAGAGCUCUUUGAAGCGUCUGCAGCACGACUACGUCGAUGUUGUCUUCGCCCACCGCCACGACCCUGAUGUACCUAUGAAGGAGAUCGUCGAGGCCUUCACGCAGGCGAUCCACAUGAACCUUGCCUACUACUGGGGUACCUCCGAGUGGUCUGCAGCUCAGAUCCAAGAAGCCACAGAGAUCGCAGAGAAAUACCACCUCAUUGCCCCCAUUGUGGAGCAGCCUCAGUACAAUGCCUUCCACCGCGAACGAUUCGAGAAGGAGUACGCUCCCCUAUACGAGAAGUUCCAAUACGGCACUACGAUCUGGAGCCCGCUUGCAUCUGGUCUCCUUACAGGCAAAUACAACGAGGGCAUUCCAGAAGACUCUCGCUUCGCAAACAACAAGGAUUUCUUUAAGAACACCCUCGAUGGGCUCAAGAGCGAUGAAGGAAAGGCGAAGAUCGAGAAGGUCAGGAAGUUGACGAAGGUUGCCGAAAAGCUCGACGCUUCGGUCGCCCAGCUCGCGCUUGCCUGGGCCGCGAAGAACCCCAACGUUUCGACCGUGAUUCUGGGUGCCAGUAAGGUGCAGCAGGUUCAUGACAACUGUGCUGCUCUCAAGCUACUUCCUAAGUUGACACCAGAAAUUAUGGAGGAGAUCGAGGGUAUCCUUGGAAACAAGCCGUGACUGUCUUCAAAGCUUUGAGCAGGUUGGCGUAAAGGACCAUUUGACAAAGGGGGGCAUGCAUGGCUCGAGAGUAGGGGAAGGUAACUCGACAAGGUGAUCAAAGACAAUUGGCCAAUAACAAACAAGCAAUCCCAUCAUACAUGCGACCACAGCGUCAA
Messenger RNA from Boeremia exigua, 1450 nucleotides. Its product is annotated as voltage-gated potassium channel subunit beta-1 channel subunit beta-1. The coding region runs from base 273 to 1292 and encodes 339 amino acids. NCBI's taxonomy places the organism in Eukaryota, Fungi, Ascomycota, Dothideomycetes, Pleosporales, Didymellaceae. The record is from RefSeq and is a predicted model, not a curated record. The transcript is spliced from 4 exons.